AUGCACUUGUCUUGGAUCAUGCUGGCCGCGGUCACGACCGCCCUCGCUUUGCCAUCGGGACCUUUGCCAACGCCAAUCUCGCCAGACUCUUUGGCAAAACGUCAAGACAAUACCGUAACUUCUUCCGCAACAUCAUCUAUCCCAACAGGAGAUUUCAUCGCUACAAAAUACAUCACCAUUCCUGGCGUGACAAACAGCUACGUCACAGUCCCAGCAAAGACCAUCGACAUCGCCAUUCCGACAUGUAUCCAGACGAUUGAACCCGACGCCAAUGGCUACAUCCCACCUGGCGAAUGCGGUGCCAUCUGGAACUACUACCCUAGCUUCGCAGCUGCGGCGGUGUUUGCGGCCCUCUUCGGCAUUUUAACCGUCGUCCACAUCUGGCAGGCCGCCAAGCACAAGAAGAGAUGGUGCUGGGUUAUUAUUAUGGCGAGCAUCUGGGAGACUCUGGCCUUCAUCUUCCGAGCUGCAAGCAGCAAGAACCAGCAAAGUAACGGCAUCUACCUCGUUUUUCAGAUUUUCAUCCUGCUUGCGCCUAUUUGGGUGAACGCCUUUGCAUACAUGACCUUGGGCCGGAUGAUCUACUUCUUCCACCCCUAUCGCUCUCUCCUCCGCAUCCCCGCCGCAACAUUCGCCGCCAUCUUUGUCGCACUUGACAUCGUAUCAUUCGCUGUGCAGCUCACUGGAGGCAGCAUGGCCGGCCCGACAGCGCCACCCGCGGAACAGAUGAAGGCGAUUCACAUCUACAUGGGCGGCAUCGGACUCCAAGAGUUCUUCAUCCUCAUCUUCGUUACCUUGGCAUUGAAGUUCCAGGUUGAAAUGCAAAGGCUGGACAAGCUUUCUGGGAAGCAAUCUCGCUCCUGGAAGCCUCUCAUAUGGGCGCUUUACUUUUCCCUCGGCAUGAUCUCCGUGCGGAUCGUCUACCGCCUGAUUGAAUUUUCUUCGGGCCACGGGAUCGACAAUGUUCUGAUCACACACGAGGCUUACUUUUACGUUUUGGAAGCUCUGCCGAUGCUGCUCGCCAUUGCGGUCUUCAAUGUCGUUCAUCCGGCUGUGAUUAUGAAUGGCCCAGGAUCGGACAUGCCCGGUCUUUUUGCGACCAUGAAGCAUGGACUCUCGAGAAGAAAGGGACGAAUUCCCCUUGGACAGGGUCCGGAGGGACAAGAACUUACUCGGAGAAGCCCUAGUCCAUGA
Colletotrichum fioriniae is the source of this 1194-nucleotide messenger RNA. RefSeq lists its product as uncharacterized. The record is from RefSeq and is a predicted model, not a curated record. Lineage: Eukaryota; Fungi; Ascomycota; Sordariomycetes; Glomerellales; Glomerellaceae. Gene Ontology annotation, cellular component: membrane.